AUGGCUACUUGGAACCGUAUAGCUUCUAUGUUUGAGGACAAUCAGAACUCUCGUGCUGUCGCUCUCGACCAGGAUUUCAUCUCCACUCGCAUGGAGGACUUUCCUAAUGUUUCAGCCUACUGUCAGCGUCUGAAACAUAUCUCUGAUCAGUUGAAGAAUGUUGGAGCCCCAGUCAGUGACCAUCGUCUUGUUCUCCAGUUGGUCUCCGGUCUCACUGAGCCUUUCCGUGGUGUUGCCACCCUGAUCCGUCAGAGCGAGCCUUUGCCUCCUUUCCUCAAGGUCCGCUCCAUGCUGAUCCUAGAGGAAUCCGGUCUCGCCAAGAUGUCAAGCCUUGCCUCCCAGACUGCUUUGCACACCUCUGCUUCUCUUCCACGGGACUCUGAUGACUCUUCUUAG
Molecule: messenger RNA, 396 nt
Organism: Lotus japonicus
Lineage: Eukaryota; Viridiplantae; Streptophyta; Magnoliopsida; Fabales; Fabaceae
Exons: 1
Coding region: 1-396 (131 amino acids)
Source: RefSeq, a predicted model, not a curated record